CAUCAACCAGGACACCAGCCCAGCCACGAUGGUUUCUUCCUUCUCAACGCUCGCAGUGCUCGGCAGUUCGAUGCUGUUGCACGCCACCGAAGCCCAUCAAGUCGUGAACGUGCCCGCGCCGACAUGGACGCGAGCAAAUUCAACUUCGAAGGAGCGCCGUGAACUGUGGAACCCGCUGUCGUUCCUCGAAAAGGAGGGAUUUAAGACGCAGGAGAACUUCACGCAGUUUCAGGUGGACAACGGUUACAAGAGUCUCCGUGAUUUCAUGGAUCGGGCCAAGUACAAGGUCACGGAGGGGGCCGACCAGGCUUGCGGUUGGACUGACCCGAAGGGCAUUCCGCAGAAGAUCCCGGAGGACGGAACGAUGCGUACGACGGGAUACACGCACGACGGACCGUGUGAGAUCUACAUGGGCGAGAAACUCGCCCUAUCGUACCUCAAUUGCCACGAAUCGAUCCCCGAGCAGACGUUCAAGCUGGAUUACAGUGGCUGCGGAGAUAGUUGCAUCCUCUACUGGUACUGGCUGGGCGUGCGCAAGCUGAAGGGCAAGUACUCGUGGCAGGUGUACAAGGAAUGCAUCCCGAUUUACAAGUAG
Phytophthora nicotianae INRA-310 is the source of this 595-nucleotide messenger RNA. RefSeq lists its product as hypothetical. The transcript has a single exon. The record is from RefSeq and is a predicted model, not a curated record. Lineage: Eukaryota; Oomycota; Peronosporomycetes; Peronosporales; Peronosporaceae. The coding region runs from base 29 to 595 and encodes 188 amino acids.